Molecule: messenger RNA, 2244 nt
Organism: Durusdinium trenchii
Lineage: Eukaryota; Dinophyceae; Suessiales; Symbiodiniaceae
Source: the annotation of a GenBank genome assembly
AUGGACGAACCUGGACUUUCUGCUUGGCUUGAAGCCCUGCCUGCCGUUGUUGUUGAAGAAGCACCUCAUGGAACAGACCGCGAAGCUGGCAAUUCAUCUGGUGAGGGCCAGCCACAAGAAGAGCCAAUGUUGGCAGCCGACGAGGCUCCACUUGAAGUGAACUUUGAAGUUGGCGGCUUGCCUGGCGAUGGGCAGGCGCGUGGACGACAGGUGCUGGACAAAAGUCCGAUCUUCACUGAGAAGGAGCGCGCAAACUAUGAGAGGACAAUCUUUGAGCAGAGCUUGACAUCGAUUGGCGCAGGGAUGCCUGCCUUGCCAUGGGAGCAGGGCAUCUUCAAGGAGAUUUUUGGAGAAGCAAAGUCGGACAACUUGCCCACGCUCGAGGACCUAGUCGCUUAUCCAGCUGGAGCGGCCCCUGGAUCGUCAGAUGACGCAAGACUGAAAGUUGAGGUCACAGGUGUCACAUCUUCUUUGCCUGGAGACAUGCCGCUAUAUGCAAAGCAUAUCAAAGCGCUGUGUGACAGAGAUUAUGCAGCAACGUUAGAUCUCACCUGGACUAAAGCUUUGGCAAGUUGGUUGAUUGUUCUCGAGGACUGCAACUUCGAAUCGUCAGUUGGUCACUACGUUCAGGAGAAGUUGCAGGCCAUGGACAGGGAUGGUGCCUUGCUGUGCAUCAGAGAUGCGUGCGGGGUGCGUUCACCCUCCACCGUGUUGAAGAGGGCUCGAGACUUGAUCCUUUUCGUGAAGUGGUGCGAAAAGAAUGACCUGCGGUGGUGGCCCAUCAAGGAGCGGAACCUUCUCGACUACUUGCAGGGCAAGGAGGACGAGAAGCGUAGCAAGUUCAUCGGCAAGAACCUCAUCCAUGCUUUAAAGUUCUUCAAGUACAUCAUUGGAGCAGAGUUCAACAUCGAAGCUGUGCUGGGUCCAAUGUUGACCGGGAAAGUGAGCAGAGUUCUGGCGACCAGAGACCCGACUGAACAAGCUAGGCCAUUGACAGUGGCAGAGGUGUUGAGGCUUGAGGUCAUGCUGGACACAGUCAAGAACAAGUAUGACAAGUACUUCAUCGGGUGCAUCCUCUAUGCCAUCUACUCUCGUUCGAGAUGGAGCGACAUGGCCAACAUCCACCACUUCUUCUUCGAUGUGAUAGGCACAAGUGAUGGCCCUUUUGGAUUCGUGGAAGCCAGAACCAGAAUCCACAAAACUUCGACCACUGCAGAAAGGAAAGCGAUGUACAUGCCGUAUGUGGCCUCAGUGAAUGGCAUAGGCAGCGGCAGUUGGGGCCUUAAGUGGAAAGUCGUUCUGGAGGAACUUGGGCUGCUUGAGCUGGGACCGCCUCAUGGUCCAAUCUGCAGAGCUCCUACGGUUGACGGUGGCUUCACCAAAAGGCCCGUGUCCACGAGUGAGGGGACGAACAUGAUCAAUGCAUACCUGGGAUACAGAGAUGGUGACCAAGCCGCCACAACCACUCACUCCUUGAAGAGCACCCUGCUGGUUUGGGCAGCACGAUACGGCUUGAGCGAGCCAGUACGCGGUUUGUUGGGGCAUCAUUCUCUGAAAGAGAAUAGUGUGGCAUGCUACAGUCGGGACAUGUUGAGCCAGCCCAUGCGUGAGCUUUGCGCCAUGGUCUACAACAUCAAGCUUGGGAACUUCGUACCAGACGGGACGCGCUCUGGGUGGAUGGUGCGAAAACAGGCACCGUUGUUCGAGCCACAUGCACCUGGUGACGAUGAGGCAGAUUACUUUGGGAGUCCGUCGGUUCUGGAGGGUGAAAAAGAUGUUUCUGCCGACACCGGCUUUGACCCGAACAACCCCUUCGGAGAGCCUGAACGAUCUGGCAACGCUGAAGAGCACAACGAAGAGCCAGAAGAAGGUGCUCGAGAUGACGGAGACGAAGAUGGCGAAGACUUCGUGGAGAGCGCCAGUGAGAGUGAAGAUUCGAGCGCAAGUUCCGACAACGAAGAAGAGCUGCACAAAGAGAAGGCCAGUGUCAUCGAGAGCGGCUUGGAGCCAGAGGUAAAAGGGCCUUUGAUGCAGAACAAGAGGAGCCGCAUGCUGCACACGCAGAACCCUGACCCGAAGAACCAUUUGCAGCCUGUUACGUCAUGUGGACUCCAUGGCAUCGGUUUCAACGUCUUGGCUGAGGGGUCGAUCUUUAGCUGGCCCAAAUGCAGCAAGUGUUUCAAAGAUGCUGACAACAAGUCGGUGAUAGAUGUAGUCAACGCCAGCAAGCGUCGGCGUAUCUGA